Messenger RNA from Asterias rubens (European starfish), 3050 nucleotides. RefSeq names its product thioredoxin reductase 1, cytoplasmic-like. The record is from RefSeq and is a predicted model, not a curated record. Bases 470 to 2272 code for a protein of 600 amino acids. Gene Ontology annotation, cellular component: mitochondrion; cytosol. Gene Ontology annotation, molecular function: thioredoxin-disulfide reductase (NADPH) activity; flavin adenine dinucleotide binding; glutathione-disulfide reductase (NADPH) activity. NCBI's taxonomy places the organism in Eukaryota, Metazoa, Echinodermata, Asteroidea, Forcipulatida, Asteriidae. Gene Ontology annotation, biological process: cell redox homeostasis; cellular response to oxidative stress; glutathione metabolic process. The transcript has 16 exons.
AUGCGGACUGUCCAUGCACGACGGAUCGUGUUGGGAUUUCGUAACAUGAUUGUGUGGAGCCGCCUUUCCUGGACAACGGCUGUGUAGCAAAUGUUGUAGACUUGGUAUAAAAUGUUUUCAUGGUGAAAACUUAGUGUCGGAUCACUUGCAUGCUGUGCAUGUUGCGCACGGAGGGGAGUCUAGCCGAGAAAGUGUGCUAACCAUAGAGCUCUAUGGUGCUAACUAAUCAAGAACCGAUCAUUGGAGCAGUGUGACUGCGUUUCGUUUACACAACAACCACACCAGUAACAACGCCACCACCGGCAAGCUAGGUGCCAAUUAAGGCAGACGACAGCGUUAGAUUUGGGGGGCUCCCCACACCACCGCACCCACCAAAGAUACUAUUUUAAUAGUAUCUUUGACACCACCCACCACGGUACCCACGGACGAACCUCUGGGCGCGCGCUGGGCUAGAUUACUGAACUAAAAAAUGGCACCCACCAACUUGGACACCGCUGGAAAUUUGCGGGCGAUGGUGCUGCAGUACAUCAACCAAAACGAUGUGAUGAUAUUUAGUAAAACAACUUGUCCUUUCUGUAAAAAGGUGAAGGACUUGUUUACAUCUCUGAAGGCCCCAUUUCAGGCACUGGAGCUUGAUAAAGAAGGAAAUGGCGGGCAAAUCCAAGACCUUCUGAAGGAGAUGACUGGCCAGGGGACUGUCCCAAAUGUCUUCAUCAGAGGGAAACAUCUCGGGGGGAAUGACGACACACAGAAGGCCCAUGCCGAGGGACGACUGUCUCUGUUGUUAAAUCCAACUGAAACGUCAUCUUCGUACGAGUACGAUCUUGUUGUUCUUGGUGGAGGCUCUGGCGGCCUCGCUGCAGCAAAGGAAGCUGCUUCGUUUGGAAAGAAUGUUGCUGUGUGUGACUUUGUUAAACCCACCCCUAAAGGAACGACUUGGGGUCUUGGAGGAACUUGUGUGAAUGUUGGCUGCAUCCCAAAGAAACUAAUGCAUCAGUCGGCAGUUUUAGGUGACUCUAUACGAGAUGCAAAGAAAUACGGCUGGAAUGUAACAGACUCUGCUACGCAUGAAUGGGGUGAAUUGAGGGAUGCAGUGCAGAAUCACAUCGGGUCAUUGAACUGGGGCUAUAAGGUGGCUCUGAGAGACCAGGAUGUCACCUACGUCAAUGGAUAUGCAGAGUUCAUUGAUGAGCACACAGUUAAGACCGUGAACAAACGAGGGAAAGAGAAAGUGUUGAAGUCCGAGCGGUUCGUUCUGGCCACUGGCAUGAGACCACGGUAUCCUGAUAUCCCAGGACUCAAGGAAUACGCUGUCACAAGUGAUGAUCUUUUCUCGCUGCCUUACUGCCCUAACAAAACGCUGUGCAUAGGGGCGUCUUACGUGUCCUUAGAGUGUGCCGGCUUCCUUCGUGGGAUGGGAUUGGACGUAACAGUCAUGGUCCGUUCCAUUUUACUGAGAGGGUUCGAUCAGGAGAUGGCUGACAGAGCUGGGGAGCACAUGGAACAGCAUGGUGUUAACUUCAUCAGGAAAGCUGUACCUAAGAAGGUUGAGAAGAUCCUUGAGGGUACGCCUGGUCUAUUCCGAGUGACCUAUGAACCCACUGACGGAGGAGAAGAGCAGGUCAUUGAAUGCAACACGAUUCUUGUUGCAGUUGGACGUGACGCCUGUACAAAAAACAUUGGCCUUGAGAAAAUUGGUGUCAUGACAAAUUCCAAAAAUGGGAAGGUCCCAGUGGUGAAUGAGCAGACUAACAUUCCUCAUGUCUACGCCGUUGGUGACAUCAUCGAGGGCAAUCUGGAGCUGACUCCUGUCGCUAUACAGGCCGGUCGACUACUGGCUAGAAGACUGUACGGUGGGAAAACAGAACAGUGCGACUAUGUGAAUGUUCCAACAACUGUCUUCACCCCUCUGGAGUACGGUAGCUGUGGCCUGGCAGAGGAAGACGCCAUCGCACAGUACGGUGAAAGCAAUAUAGAGGUCUACCAUUCCAUGUACCAACCCCUGGAGUACACAGUGGCUGACAGGGACAAAGAAUCGUGCUAUGCAAAGAUCAUCUGCAAUAAGAAUGACUCGGAGAGAGUCGUUGGACUUCACAUCUUGGGUCCUAAUGCUGGAGAAGUCAUGCAAGGUUACGCAGUGGCCAUGAAAUGUGGAGCUACAAAGGCGCACUUUGAUUCUACCAUUGGCAUUCAUCCAACUGUGUCUGAGGUGUUCACCACCCUACAGACCACGAAGAGAUCUGGGGUUAGCAUCAAAGCUGGAGGUUGCUGAGGUUAAACCCUACCAUCAACACACCCAAAGUAGUCUCACUAAAUACAAGUAAAGAGAGAGCCGUAAAGUAGUGUCUUCAAAUAAUGCCAAGUAUCCACCGUUUACUAAUCACUAUUUUGUCGUUAACAUUAAAAGUAGGUUUAUAAGGAAAGCGCGACCUGGUUGAAUAAUUAUGAGUAACAAAUUGUCUAUAAAAGAAGAGACGCUCCUUUUAAUUUGAAGGAGUACUGUACAUAUAGAAUUUAUGUUACUACAAAUUUGAAUGUUGUUGCAUAUUUUUCUAUGCAUGAUUUUCUAAAGUUAAUUAAAACCACAGUCAUCAGAACUUAAUUCAACAAGAUAUUUAGGUAUAUAUUUUGCAAGAUUAACGUUGAUGAUGGUAUUAAAUAGAAUGUUACCAUGAUACUUGGCAUAAAUAGUGAAGCCUGGUUUAUAUUUCAACUUUUGUUUUGACUUAAGUGAAAUAUGAACCAGCAGUUGUAGGCUCUUGAUACUUUUAGCGGACUGCUUGAUUAUGGGUGUAAGAUGGUGGGGUGACCACGGACUGAGAGAGAUGGAGGUAGAAUGGUUCAACCGCCGCAAUUGGUAAUGUGACACCAUUGCAUGAUGACGGACUCUUCCUUAAAACCCACAUUGCUGGGCGGGAAUGGACUUGACGGGGCGUUGCAUCGUUCUACUGAAUUUUAGAAAACUCUGCCUGAAACCAAAAUGCAAAAUAAACUCCUAAAGGCGCUGGACACUAUCGAUUACCACUCAAAAUAAUUGUUAGCAUAAAAAC